Paramuricea clavata is the source of this 727-nucleotide messenger RNA. NCBI's taxonomy places the organism in Eukaryota, Metazoa, Cnidaria, Anthozoa, Malacalcyonacea, Plexauridae. The record is from the annotation of a GenBank genome assembly.
AGAAUACAGGUAACAAGAGUGGAUAAUGCUACCUCUUCUGCAAAGUAUGUCUCAGUUGGAGUUCCACAAGGGAGUGUCCUUGUACCACUCCUAUUUAUCCUUUACGUGAACGACUUGCCGUCUUGUAUUAAGAAGUGUAAAGUGACUAUGUAUGCAGAUGACACGGUUCUUUAUUUCUCUUCCUCUACGUUGUCGGAACUUGAGGAAAAUUUGAAUGCUGACCUUGAAAUCCUUCGCAGAUAUUUAAAUGACAAUCUUUUAACUUUGAACGCUGAGAAAAGCAAAUUUGUAAUCUUCGGCAGCACGCGUAAACUCAAUUCAUUCCGUGAGUUUUCAUUAGAGAUCAACGCAUAUAACUUGGAACGUAGAGACACCUUCAAAUACCUUGGCAUUAAACUUAAUCAAAAUAUGUCUUGGUCGGACCAGAUUGAUGCCCUUAGCAAAAAAGUCAGCCAACGACUUGGAGUUCUGCGUCGUGUUAAGUAUUUGCUGCCUCUACAUGGUCGUUUGGCGAUAUAUAACAGUCUCAUUUUACCGUUAUUUGAUUAUGCAGAUAUUGUGUGGGGGGACAAGAACAAUAAAGUCCUAAUGCAUAAUCUCCAGGUUUUGCAAAAUAACGCAGCAAGAACUAUACUGGAUUAUCCCAAAUACUUUUCCGGUACCGAAGCCCUCGCACAGCUAAACUGGAUGCCUCUAUCAGAACGUCGACGCCAACAUCGUUGUAUUG